ACCAGUUUCAUCGGCUCGUUCAGUUCAUUCCAUCCAUCUUGAGAAGUAAUUCCUACGUUAGAAGAGUAAAAAUGGGUGGUAGAGUCAUCAAUUUCGGUGCCGGACCAGCAAAACUCCCUGAGGAGGUGUUGAAGGGUGUGCAGGAGGAAUUACUAUCCUUCGCAAACACCAAAGUGAGCAUUUUGGAGCUCAGUCACAGGUCAGGUGAUUUCGCAAAAGUCAACCAAGAUACUCAGGACCGUUGCAGGGAGCUCUUGAACAUCCCCAGUAAUUACAAAGUCCUGUUCAUGCAGGGUGGAGGCACUGGACAGUUCGCAGCAGUUCCCCUGAAUCUCAUCAGCAAGACUGGAGUUGCUGAUUACUUCAUAACAGGAUCUUGGUCGGCAAAGGCAGCUAAGGAGGCAGCUAAAUACGGAAAAAUCAACCAUGUACUGCCGAAAACUAGUUCAUACACAGAAAUACCUGAUCGCGCAGCCUGGAAAUUCGAUCCCAAUGCAUCUUACGUGUAUUAUUGUGCCAAUGAAACGGUCCAUGGCAUAGAAUUCGACUACGUCCCUGAGACUAAUGGGGUUCCAUUAGUUGCUGAUAUGUCUUCCAAUAUUUUGACAAGGAAACUUGACAUUUCCAAGUUCGGAGUAAUCUACGCUGGAGCCCAGAAGAACAUUGGCCCCUCUGGAGUGACCCUCGUGAUCGUCCGAGAGGACCUCCUGGGCAAAGCACUGCCCAUUUGCCCUUCAGUUCUGGAUUAUACGGUCAUGGCAAAUGAUAACUCUCUGUACAACACGCCACCGACAUUCCAAAUCUACGUAGUUGGACGUGUGUUCGACUGGAUAAAACAACACGGUGGAGUCGAAGGAAUGGAGAAGCUCUCGAUAAUUAAGAGUAAACUAGUCUACGACGUUAUCGAACAGUCCAACGGGUUCUAUAGUUGUCCGGUCAAGUCACACUCCAGGAGCAGAAUGAACCUGCCCUUCAGAAUUGGGAAGAAUGACGAGGAGCUAGAGAAAAAAUUCCUAGCCGGAGCUGCGGAGCGUGGAAUGCUCCAACUCAAGGGCCACAGGUCUGUGGGCGGCAUUAGGGCCUCUCUGUAUAAUGCAGUGUCGGUUGAAGAUGCUCAGGAACUUGCCAACUACAUGAAGGAAUUCUACAAGGCUCAUGCCCAGUGAACACAACAAUAUUAUUAUUAUUUUUAUAAAGAAUAAAAACUUUAUUGAUCAGUUUCAAA
Messenger RNA from Diachasma alloeum, 1225 nucleotides. Its product is annotated as probable phosphoserine aminotransferase. NCBI's taxonomy places the organism in Eukaryota, Metazoa, Arthropoda, Insecta, Hymenoptera, Braconidae. Gene Ontology annotation, biological process: L-serine biosynthetic process. Bases 72 to 1166 code for a protein of 364 amino acids. Gene Ontology annotation, molecular function: pyridoxal phosphate binding; O-phospho-L-serine:2-oxoglutarate transaminase activity. The transcript is spliced from 6 exons. Gene Ontology annotation, cellular component: cytoplasm. The record is from RefSeq and is a predicted model, not a curated record.